UAGAGUUUCGAGAAAAACACAGAAGACCCAUCAUCCUGUUCGUCUCUUCAACAAUGAUCUCCUCUGUGCUUCUUUUCUCCUGCUUCGCCUGCAUCGGGAGCAGUGCUGUGUUCACCCAGCAGCCCACAGACCUGGUGGUGGUGGCGGGCCAGCCAGUCACCUUGCCAUGUUCUAUCCCCGGCUACCACGGCAUGGUGCUCUGGCUUCGAGAUGGCAUGGCCCUGGGAGUCAACAGGGAUCUCUCAGGCUACCCACGUUAUGAUAUUGUUGGGGACCACAGUAAAGGGGAAUACCACCUCUUGAUCCAGAGAACCGAGAUGCAAGAUGACGCUUUCUUUGAAUGCCAGGCCAUCCAGGCAGCUAUCAGAUCACGACCUGCUCGCCUUACUGUGCUAGUUCCUCCUGAUGACCCAGUGAUAGUGGGUGCUCCGGUAGUGAGUCUACGGGCAGGUGAACAUCUGAACCUCACAUGCCAUGCUGACAACGCCAAGCCUGCUGCUUCUAUCAUCUGGAUCCGCAAUGGUCUGGUACUGAGUGGUGCCAUGUACUCUAAGACCCUGCUGCGAGAUGGUAGGAGGGAGAGUACAGUCAGUACUCUUUACCUGUCCCCUAACAACGUCGAGUCUGGCCAGCAGAUUACCUGUCGAGCCUCAAACAAGGCAGCCCCCAAUGGAAAAGAUGCUACUGUUACAAUCGACAUUCAACACCUGCCUCUUGUCAACCUUACGGUGGAGCCACAGCCUGUCCUGGAGGGAAAUCUGGUCAAGUUCCACUGCUCUGCAAAGGCCAACCCACCUGUCUUCUAUUAUAGGUGGGCCAAGGGGGGCAAUUUGAUCCCGGAGGUAACUGGCGACAUCUAUGAGGUUGUUGUAGACCACUCUUUCUUUACUGAGCCCGUGUCCUGUGAGGUCACCAAUGCACUUGGCAACACUAACAUCAGCAGGAAUGUGGACGUCUACUUCGGACCACGGAUGGCAGCAGAGCCUCAGUCUCUACAGGUGGAUCAGGGGUCCGAUGCUAUAUUCAACUGUGCCUGGACAGGAAAUCCAUCUCUAACCAUCGUUUGGAUGAAACGCGGCUCAGGAGUGGUACUAAGCAACGAGAACACUCUGACACUGAAAGCAGUGAAGCAAGAGGAUGCUGGGAAGUAUGUGUGUCGGGCUGUAGUCCCUAGAGUGGGUGCUGGGGAAAAGGAGGUGUCACUCACUGUGAAUGGUCCUCCUACUAUCUCUAGCACCCAGACCCAGCAGGCGUUGCAUGGAGAGAAGGGACAAAUUAAAUGCUUCAUCCGCAGCACCCCUCCACCCGACCGUAUUGCCUGGUCAUGGAAGGAGACUGUAUUGGAGUCUGGGACAUCUGGCCGCUACACUGUGGAGACAGUCAGCACGGAGGAAGGAGUAAUCUCUACCCUGACCAUGACCAACAUCGUCCCUGCUGAUUUUCAGACCAUUUACAACUGCACUGCGUGGAACAGCUUUGGCUCUGAUACAGAGAUCAUACGCCUGAAAGAGCAAGAAACUCUGCGAUUAGCUGUCAUCAUUGGCGUGACUGUGGGGGCCUUCCUUGCACUUAUUGUCCUUUUGGGAACUUUAGGCGCAUUCUGCUGUGCCCGCUUCCAGAGAAAGGAUGUUCAUUUAGUCAUGUCAUCUUUGCCUGUAUCCCUUUCACGGCAGAGAGAUACAAAAACAGAAAAUCUCAAAGGAGUGGUCUCAACAAAAAAUGACAUCCGGGUGGAGAUUGUUCACAAGGAUCACAAUGCAGCGCGGGAGAGCGAGGAGCACACGACCAUCAAACAGAUGAUGAUUGAUCGUGGCGAGUUCCAGCAGGAGCCUGUCCUGAAACAGCUGGAGGUGCUUCAGGAGGAGGAGAAGGAAUUCCAGCAUAUUAAGGACCCUACAAAUGGUUACUACAGUGUGAACACGUUCAAUGAGCACCACACCGCCCCAACAAUGUCCCUGGCCACAAGUCAGACUCCGGAUGUGGUCCGAAGCCCACCUAGUGGAACCAUGACUAUGGGCAAGCAGCGGGUACCUACUGGCAUGUCCUUCACCAACAUCUAUAACACGCUAGGACCAGGCCCCAAUCGCCUGUACGACUACAGCCAACGUUUUGUCCUAGGCAUGGGCAGUAGCUCCAUUGAGCUGUGCGAACGGGAGUUUCAGCGGAGCUCGCUUAGCGACUCCAGCUCUUUUAUCGACACACAGUGUGACAGCAGCGUCAGCAGUUACAGCAAGCAGGAUGGCUAUGUGCAGUUUGACAAGGACAGCAAGACCUCGGCCUCUUCCUCCUCCCACUACUCCCAGUCCUCCUCCCAGAACUCAGACCUGACCAGGCCUCUGCAGAAACGCAUGCAGACCCAUGUCUAA
Molecule: messenger RNA, 2366 nt
Organism: Lampris incognitus (smalleye Pacific opah)
Lineage: Eukaryota; Metazoa; Chordata; Actinopteri; Lampriformes; Lampridae
Product: kin of IRRE-like protein 3
Exons: 16
Coding region: 54-2366 (770 amino acids)
Biological process (GO): cell-cell adhesion; synapse assembly
Cellular component (GO): cell-cell junction
Molecular function (GO): cell adhesion molecule binding
Source: RefSeq, a predicted model, not a curated record